AUGGAAAUACCAUCAUCUUGUAACACUACUAGCUUUGAGUCCCUCAAGCUGAGCUCUUCGACACAGAAUACGGCGAUAUGGGGUACCGCUAGUACUGGUACCUGCAGCAUUGUAUUUGGUCUGACGCCAGACGGUUACAAAACCCUACGCUCAAAAGAAAUCGCCGGUGAUGUGCACUCUAUCGCUUGGAGCCCUAGCGGUCGCAAUCUGCACGCGCUCGAUUCACACAGUUCCCAGCAGCUUUCGACAUCCAUUUCUAACUUUCGCAUAUCCGAGGACCCAAGUUUGCAGGACGUGGUUGGUGUUGACAUUCUUGGUAAUGUCACGAACGCUUCGCAGAUUGUCGCGCACCCCACAGAGACCUUGAUGUAUAUCGCUACCAAGGACGCAAAUGUGCUAGUCGUCUUAUCGUUGGCAGGUGACACUCUUGUGAACAACUCUACUGUUGUCCUACGAUACAGGUUGCUACCGUCUUCUCUGGAUCCGACAGAGUUUCAUACCACAUCCCUGGCCAUUUCCGCCUCCAAAGCCACUCUGUGGACACUUUCACAGUCAUCUCGCCAAGCGGUCAUCACAUCUUUUACUCUCAACGUCACAACAGGCGAGGUAAUAGAUGUCGCUGCGCAAGCUAGCUGGCAGGGAUUUGGCGAAGGUCAGCUUACGGCAGCACCGUUCGUUGGUGGGGAUGUGGUCGCUAUCGCAAACUCUCCAACUGGGUAUAUCACGGUACUUGGUCUCGACCGAGCCGUAUUCGAUACCGCCGAUGUCGUCCAGGAUUCUGCUACCCACAAUUACUUACGUCCAAUGAUUGUUGAGAACAAAAGAAACAAAAGCCUGCACAUGGCUGCAUCAAAAAUCAAAAGCUACGGCCGUGCUCUCAUUGAUGAUUACAUCAGCUUGGGUGAGAGUAUCUGGAUCGACUAA
Molecule: messenger RNA, 924 nt
Organism: Alternaria postmessia
Lineage: Eukaryota; Fungi; Ascomycota; Dothideomycetes; Pleosporales; Pleosporaceae
Exons: 2
Coding region: 1-924 (307 amino acids)
Molecular function (GO): protein binding
Source: RefSeq, a predicted model, not a curated record